AUGAACCUGCCUUUGCUCGCCGGACUCAUCUGCUUGCCGGUGCUUCCUGCUUCCCUCAUUGGCCGUCCAGCUGCGAAUCCGAACACACCCGCGCCCACUUCACGCUUUUCGACUCACCUCCCUCCGCCCUCACACACGCUCGGUUGCUGUGGACAGGGAGGCCUCUUGGGCAUCCCCCUGACCUGGGCAACGCGCUGCUGGCUUGCGCAACAUCUUACCCAGAAGUGGCUUGGACAGCUCACAACUCAGUACUCAGCUGCUGCUGCUGCUGCUGCUCACGGCCCGGACGCGGCCACCUGCAUCGCCAACACCCUUCUUUUUAGGCAGCAAUCCUAUCACAGGUACCCAACUGGCCCCCGGCCUCAUUCUCUACAACCGACAAAGGACAAGCUUUCUUCGCUCUCUUUGCGGGACGGUCCGUUAGGUGAGGCCUGGUGCUUGCCCAUGAACCCUACACGCCCACCAACCGAACCGGUCCUUUGCGACCAAAACAGUACCAUUAUGCGUUACCGACCAUCAUCCCUCACACGCGUUUUCAUAGCAAAGCCCAACGACAUGCUUAGAAAUGAGAAUACCUAG
Molecule: messenger RNA, 579 nt
Organism: Plenodomus lingam JN3
Lineage: Eukaryota; Fungi; Ascomycota; Dothideomycetes; Pleosporales; Leptosphaeriaceae
Source: RefSeq, a predicted model, not a curated record